GCCCACCCUCCAUCAACGCCAACCCUGGCCGAGAGACGCACCGUCGCUGUCAACCAAAACCAAAGGAUCGCAUGGACAUAAGAUAGCCGGGCUCUGGCCGUGUCUUGUCUGCGCGACCGCCGAUUUCUUUUGAGAAUGCUGCAGCCAGUUUGUGUCUCUCUCUCGCGACUGUCACAUCUGCAUCGGCAGCCACAUGCAGAUGCUCACCCCUCCUCCGGACGAAGAAGGCCUCGGGGCUCCUCCCAUGAGCCCGCCCGACCAGGACAAGGGAUGCGCAUAUGACUGGACAGCCGCGCUGCCUCAGACAGAUCAUAUCCGCUUCUUCUGCAACACCGACUGGUCGCGUACCAGCCUGGGACCAACAAGCACAUGGAGCCAGACGCUGCGACUUUUUGCCAGCUACGUCCUUUCUGAUUCACGCGGGGCUUGCCUCUGGUGGGGGGACAUCUCCAAUCUCACGGCUAUAUACAAUGAGGCAUAUGCGCCUCUUGCUGCCGGCGUGCAUCCCAAGCUUAUGGGAUCCCUCUUCCAGGAAGGCUAUCCGGAUCUCUGGCCGUCUAUUCGCCAAUACUUCGUAGAGGCCAAGCGAACAGGCGCUGGCGUAAACUACAGCUCGGCUACGUCCACGGUGGUUGAGCGGAAGGGGUAUACAGAGGAGACGUUUUUCUCGGGCGGGUUUGUGCCAGUAGGCAUGCCAGGCGCCAUCGAGGGCUUCAUCAACACGACCUACGAGGUCACAAGCCAAAAACUCGCCGACCGCCGCACCAACUGUCUGAACACACUUGCCUCUGUCCCCUCUCAAUGUGUCGACGACGUCUGCUCCCACAUCCUCACCACGCUCGAAUCCAACGCCAACGACGUGCCCAUGGCCAUGCUCUACCGAAUCGAUGAGACUCCAGGCUCCAACAGAUUGCGACUCCAUGGUUGUAAUGGACUUCCAGAAGGACAUGGCCUCAUCGUGGAAGAAGCCACUAUUGAUAGCGAAGAAGGCUUGAUCCCAGACCUGCGACGAGCCGGUGCAGAACAGACGGUUAUCGAGCACGACGACCGAUUCCUAGCUACCUCUUGGGGAGGUUGGGGUGCGCCGUCCAAGAAGAUUAUCAUAAGCCCUAUCAUGUGCGGAACACGCCUCUUUGGCUAUCUCGUAUUUGGUACAAAUCCCUACCGCCCACACGACGAUAUCUGCAAACAGUUCAUUCGAGAUCUCAGUCGCAUGGUUUCGAGCAUUGUAUCGUCUGCCGUCGAUUGUGAAGCCAAUCGAAAGCGUCAAGAGCAGCUGGAAGCUGACCUUGCUUUUAGCGAUCUCAAGCUACGUCAUCUGAUUGAUCAUGCAUCUGUAGGCAUGUGCCACGUCUCUCUGGAUGGCUUAAUGCUUUGGGCGAAUGAUCACUAUUACCAGCUAGCUGGGAAAUCUGCUUCUGACCAUGCAGUUGGCCUUGCAUUUCUCGAAGCUUAUCACGACGAUGAUCGAGCAAAGGCUGAUGAUGUUUGGGAACGUCUGAUUAAAGGCGCCGACCACGUUACAGCCGACUUGCGUUUGAAGCGCAUGUACACGCCUCCCACGGGCGAUCCCGAGCCUGCCCAGCUACAGGUUCUAGCCUUCCCAUAUCGCGACGAGCAUGGAAGUGUGAUCAGUGUAAUGGCUUGUACGACUGACAUUAGUAGAUUGUGUUGGGCACAGAAUUUCCAGGCCCGAUUGGCCGCCGAAGCAAGAGAAGCAAAAAGACAGCAAGAGGCCUUCAUUGACGUAGUCUCGCACGAGAUGCGAAACCCGUUGAGCGCCAUCGUGCAUUGCGCAGACGCGAUUGCCAAUGCGAUUGAAGAGUGCCAAACCCAGCUCGCCGAUAUACCCGUACCGUGCCUCGAUACUCUGAAUGACAACAUACAAAGCGCAAACGUCAUCAUGCAAUGUGCAAAUCACCAGAAACGUAUCAUCGACGAUGUACUCACAUUGAGUAAACUCGACUCCAUGCUCUUGUCUAUAACGCCUGUCGCAGUCAAGCCCACGAAGCUUGUAGACUCCAUCGUCAACAUCUUCCAGGCUGAGCUGAAGACGAAUAAGAUCUCGUACAACAUCACACCGGACAAAUCUUUUCUGGCCCUAGGCAUUGACCACGUUUAUUUGGAUCCAUCUCGGGUGACUCAGGUAUUCAUCAAUCUACUAACGAAUGCGAUCAAGUUCGUCAAGCCGUCGAAAGAGCCGAACAUCUCCAUCCGCUUCGGUGCUAGUACGUCAGAUCCCCGUGAUCUAUUCCCAAGAAAUAUGUUCUGGGCAACGGAUGGCAAGCAAGACGGCGACGUUACCAGCAAUCCAGACUGGGGUACUGGUGAAGAGAUUUACCUUGCGUUCACAGUCAAGGACUCCGGAAUUGGCUUACAAGAGAAGGAAAUUUACAAGAUAUUCGAGCGUUUUCGACAAGCAAACGUAAAGACGCAUGUCAAGUAUGGAGGUAGCGGACUGGGCUUGUUCAUCUCUAAAGCGCUUACUGAGAAGCAAGGUGGUGAGAUAGGUGUCUCGUCGGUUCUGGGCCAAGGAUCGACAUUCGGAUUCUAUGUCAAAACGCGAAGGGUGGAAUGGCAGCCCAGGACCCUCAAAGAAAUGUUCCAACAGGCUGGACAAGAAGCAGCGGCUCGACAACUGCACGUGUUGUUAGUGGAGGACAACAUCAUCAACCAACAAGUUCUCGGCAAGCAGCUCAAAAAAGCAGGAUGUCAUGUUUCAGUCGCAAACCACGGUCUAGAGGCUCUUGAGAUACUGGAAAGAGAAACGUUCGACAUCGUACUGAUGGAUCUGGAGAUGCCGGUGCUUGAUGGCCUUGGCGCGAUGCGCGAGAUUCGUAGAAGGGAGAAAGAACAGGUGUACGCUUCUGAACGUUUGCCCGUCAUCGCUGUUACAGCGAAUGUCCGAAAAGAACAGAUCGAUACGGCUAUCGCUGCCGGAGCAGAUCGCGUCAUGCAGAAACCGUUCAAAGCGGCCGACUUGGUCUCCAUGAUGAAGUCGCUGAUGCCGCAAUUAGCGCCCUCGUCCAUUGAACCGCCAACACCGGGACUGGGCCUUCAAUCAAGUGCACUGGUACCCUGAAUGAAGUUUCGUCAAGAAAACUAGUGAAUCUAUACGGCAACUAGGUUGUUGGCUCCAGGGAGUUGCCAUUGAUCAUCCAGUGAUCCAUCGCGAAAAAUUACGAAAGACCCGAGGAUUGCUUUUGUGCUAGGAAGCGCGAAUGUUUACCGUCUAUCUCACGACCUCGCAUCAAGAUCCCUUCAUGUGUUGUGGUUGUUAGAAUAAGAAGUCGUGGUGUUUCCGUCGUACCUGCUCAAGCUCAGAUUCGAACAUGGCUAC
Molecule: messenger RNA, 3340 nt
Organism: Alternaria alternata
Lineage: Eukaryota; Fungi; Ascomycota; Dothideomycetes; Pleosporales; Pleosporaceae
Product: putative histidine kinase HHK15p
Exons: 3
Coding region: 194-3082 (962 amino acids)
Biological process (GO): regulation of DNA-templated transcription; phosphorelay signal transduction system; phosphorylation
Molecular function (GO): phosphorelay sensor kinase activity
Source: RefSeq, a predicted model, not a curated record